GGAAAAGUCGUUGAUUUUCUUGUAAAAUCUUCUUAUUGUGGUGAAUGUCAAUCAUGAAGGAUCGUCAGGCAAAAUGGAAGUAGACGCCAUGAUAGAAUUAUUUUCAAGAUCUGUCGAAAAGCAUGGAGUUAUGUACACAAAUUACGUGGGGGAUGGCGACUCUAAGACGUACACGGGGAUAAUAAAUGCGAAACCGUAUGGUGAUGAGAAUGAAAUUGUUAAAAAAGAAUGCGUGGGGCACGUUCAAACGCGAAUGGGAACCCGUCUUCGCGGAUGCAAAAAAAAUAAUCCUGGAAUCGGCGGCAAAAACAAAUUGACAGCAAAGCUUAUAGAUAAACUGAGCAUUUACUAUUGUUUAGCUAUUCGCAGAAACUGUAACUCCAAGGAUGACAUGAAAAAAGCGAUAUGGGCAACAUUCUACCAUUACAGCUCAACAGACAGCAAGCCUCAGCAUCAUUUCUGUCCAGAAGGCCCCGAAUCGUGGUGCAAGUGGCAACAAGCGAAAGCUACAAAUAAACUGAAAAAUUUCCGUCACGAUUAUGCUGCAUUGCCAAAAGAGGUGUUAGAUGUCAUUAAACCAAUAUACGAAAACCUCAGCAAUGACAAAUUGUUAGAACGCUGUGUUGGCGGAUAUACCCAAAACUCCAAUGAGAGCUUCAACCAACUGAUUUGGAAGAUAGCUCCAAAAACGAUGAACAGCGGAGCCGAAAUCGUUAACAUUGCUGUAUUUCUGGCAACAUACAUGUUCAACAAUGGUGUCACCUUAUUAUUGGAAAUUAUGAAUGUGUUGGGAAUAUCAGUUGGUUCAGGAACACACUUGUACGCUGCAGAAGAAGACGAAACUCGCAUUGCGAAAGCCGAGCUGCAAGCGCAAGAACAGACAAAAGAAGGUCGAAUACGGCGCCGACAACAAAAUUUAGAAGAAAUCAACAUUCCGUUGACCGAGGAAGACCCUACACUAUGGGUCUGGUAUCGAUGA
This is a messenger RNA of Dinoponera quadriceps, 979 nucleotides long. RefSeq lists its product as uncharacterized. The record is from RefSeq and is a predicted model, not a curated record. The transcript is spliced from 2 exons. Bases 74 to 979 code for a protein of 301 amino acids. Lineage: Eukaryota; Metazoa; Arthropoda; Insecta; Hymenoptera; Formicidae.